AUGCUGGGAGAGAUGCUCUUAAUCUCGCUCGAAGGAGUCAAUCGGAAAAAUCCCAGCUUCAUCCACCAUUUCCCAAGUAAGUUCAAUUCCUCUGCAAGCUUGCAAAAAAACCUAAUUGUACCUUUUCUCUGGAUAAAAGACAAAAACCUACAGUAUUACAUAGCUCAACGACCAUCUAACAAGAAAAACAAGACAUAUUAGAUCAUCGUGUGGCAGACCCUUUUCUGUGGAAUUGAUAUUGUAGUCGAAGGCGUCGGAUUUUAUACCCCAAGUUCAACAAAAAACAAGCGCCCUGUUGAGCUUGCAUACAAUAUGUCAUGCGACAAAAAUGAGAUCAGGAAUUCUGAGAAGUUGGAGUCACUUUAUCGGGUUACGGUAGCUUUCGACCUUUCUAAGCGGAGAAAGUUUUAGUGGUCCUUUUAGGGGUUUUCUUUGGUUUUUCUGAGCUAGUCUUUUUCGUUGGUUUAGAAGCAACUUCGGCCCCAAAGUGACCCCUGUAGUGGCCUCUUAUUGAAUGGUUUUUUAGACUUAUUCAGCUUAAGCGAGUUUAAUAUGGCUGUUCUUUUGUACCGAGGACUGAAAGGCGAGACUUUUCAGGAAGUGGCCACUGAAGGGGUACUUCUUGAAAAGAACCCUAAAGUGUCAAAAAAAGUUCAUCGAAGUGAUCGUGUUUUAGUGGUUUUUGUUGAGGGCUUUUUGAACAGCUUGUCAAAAACUUUUUAAGUAAUUUUUUUACGGUUUUUUUUCUCAAAGUAGUAACUUAAGGGUCAUUUUUUGGGCGUUUGAAUCGAUUUCCGUAAAAAGAAACAAAAUUCACUUGUAAAUACCUCCCUUGGCUCGUUUUUCUACAGAAAAAUAGUCGAUUUAGCGGUUUUUCUUCCUGUAAAACUUUCGAAAAAAUCAUCCAGUCCAUAAUUAGAUACGAUCAAAAAGCCUGGAUUUCAGCUUUUCUCUCAUAAUCACUUGCUUAAAUUACCUCUCCGUAUAAUCUCUUAGAGACCAAGGAAACCAAAUACGUUUCCACCGAUUUUGUAGCUUGGCUCGAAGCCAAAGCCUCACUGCAAAAGCCUUGCAACAUUUUUAUAGUUGAAGCCUAUCCAACUUACGCAUUGUAGUCUCCCAAGCUAUACUGGAGCGUUGGAACAAGCCAAUGUAGUUGGAGCUUUCAGAAGGGAUUCAUAGUUCAUUCUUCUCCUUUUGUUCCUUCAUCUCUCUUCUGUAGUUUUUUUUAAUUAAAAUUCCCCGAAGGUUUAAAAAUUGUAAACAGUUUUCAAUUCAAAGAACUAUACGACUAUUUUUCGAACAGUUUUUUGGAGUUGGAAUAUUAUCUAACGUCGUUUUGUAUUACAGCAUUUGAUCGGAAAUGUAGAACUCAGACAAGAAUUACGUUUUUAAUUUAAAGAACUAUGGGUGAAUUUUCGGAACAAAAAAUAACUUUUUCUCAUGAAACUCAGCUCCAAGAAUUUCGCUCAAGUUUUUGAAAAAGUUCUAGUUAUAAACGAGGUUCGAAAACCCUUGCUGCGUCUUUUAAAAAUGGUCCCAAAGCGAUUAGGCGCUUACAGCGUUAUUUUGAGCCUCGGGACCGUUUUUCCAGGGAUAUUGAACAGGCUUGAGCGAAAUGGAAGCGGUUUUUAAAAAAAUAUUUUUUUAUAAAAAUUUUUUUAAAUUUUUUUCCUGAUUUCCCCCUCAAGUGCAGAGCUCACCUGUAUUAAUUAAAUUUUUUUAAGUUGAAUCUUCUGAAAGUAGGAUAUCGAUUAGUUUUUUUCGAACAGCUUCAAACUUGAAAUAUUUCCGGAAUUCUUCAGAAAACUGUAGAAUUCAAUUUUUUUAUAAUAGCAUGUGAUCGGAAAUAUAGAAUUUAGGCGAUUUCGCGUUUUCAGUUUAACGGAGUAGUAGUUGAAACAAAAACUAUCGUUUUUUUAGGCAAAAAAAGUUGAAAAACGAAAUAUUUUUUGUACUUUUUUUCUCAGUGCAUCGCCGAAACGUCCCCAAAGCUUCACAAAAAAUCUCUACGACAGUUUUUUCUUCUCCUUGCACACGUCUCCAAGAUCCAAAAACAGUUUCCGGGGUGGCGGCGGCGCCGAUGUCGCUCAAAUCGCCGUCAGAACUUCGAAUCAACAUCGACGCGCCGUGCUGACGUCACAACAAACGACCCGAGAGUCGGCCAAACAAAAAAAAAGGCAAGGAGCCUACGUCAUCAAUCAGCACUGCAGAGAUACGGUUAUCGCGCGAAAAAUACUUCUUCAAACCUGACCAUUCCAGCAGGAAAAAGGCAGAAAAAAAGGGGGAGAAGGGGCCGAAUCGGGUUGGGUUGAGCGAAUUGACUCGCUUUUUGAUGAUCUGUUGCAGACGGACUCGACUUGUUUCUUUGGGUUUUCUCGCCGGAAUCGACAUUUUCUUCUUCUUUUUGA
Caenorhabditis auriculariae is the source of this 2411-nucleotide messenger RNA. NCBI's taxonomy places the organism in Eukaryota, Metazoa, Nematoda, Chromadorea, Rhabditida, Rhabditidae. The record is from the annotation of a GenBank genome assembly.